GAGAAGGAGCCCAGAAGGCAGUGGUGAGGGACAUGGACCGAACACACCGGCAGCUGCUUUGCUCUGUGCUGCUGUGUAUCAUCACUCAGGUGUGCUGCCAGCCGUGUACUGGGCCAUGUCAGUGCUCUCCCAGCAUGCCACGCUGCCCGGAGGGUGUCUCCCUGAUGUCAGACAGCUGUGGGUGCUGCCAGCUGUGUGCCAGGCAGGGGGGCGAAGCCUGCAGCGCCUGGCUGCCCUGUGAUGCCUCCCGGGGCCUGCAGUGUGACUACAGCGCCAGCUUCCCUGGAGAGCCGGGACAGUGUGUCGGUAGAAACCAUUUGGGCUGUGAGCUGGAUGGCAGGAGGCUAGAGGAGGGGGAGGUGUUCCAACCCUCCUGUGCCCAGCUCUGCCACUGCCUGGGUGGAGGGGUGACCUGCGUGCCCCUGUGCAGCGAUGAGCUGCAGAGGCCUGCUGAGACAUGCUCCCGCCCUCAGCUGCUCAGACUGCCAGGCCGCUGCUGCAGGGAGUGGGUGUGUGACGGCCUGGACAACAGCAUCGCCUCAAAGCCAUCUGCAGAGGAGCCCAGGGGUGGGCUGUCCGGCCCGUCGUUUGGCUCCAUCUCCAACUGCAUCCACAGGAGCUCAGAUUGGAGCCCCUGCUCCCACAGCUGUGGCCCCGGUGUCUCUACCCGUAGCACAAACAGGAACUGGGCCUGUCGCCUGCAGACUGAGACCAGACUGUGCCAGGUCCGGCCGUGCCAGACUCUGCUGCCGGGGCUCCGCAGGCUGCAGCCGGGUUCGGGGGGCUGUGAAAGCAGCUACAGUUCCCCUCUGCCGGUACAGCUGGAGCAUCAGGGCUGUAGGAGCACCAGAGCCUACCGCCCCCGCUACUGCCCCUCCAGCUGUCCGGAGUGGCACUGCUGCAGCCCCUCCCUGACCAGGACAGUGCGGAUGGUUUUCCGUUGUCCCCAAAACAGGCUGACUCUGCAGCAGGUGAUGAUGAUCCAGUCCUGCUCCUGCAGCACCUCCAACUGCCGCCUGCCCCCCCCGACAGCAGGCCGUGUUGUCCUGCCCUGGCACUUUACAUGAGUAUCUGAAUUGACUGCUAGUUUGUACUUUUACUCCACUUCAACUCAGAGGUAAAUGGUGUACCUUUACUCCACUACUUGUAUUAAAUCCCUUUAGUUACUUUACAGAUCUGGAUAAAUGAUGGUAAAUAUAAUCAGCCCUUAAAUCAGACUUUGGUUCACCUGGAGUAAAUUCACAAGCUACCUUGCAGUAUACAAAGCCAUUAAAACUAGCUGCACGAAAACAAGAUAUGAAAAUAUCUGUGAGAAUGUAUCCAGAUGUUUUUAAACAUCUUACAUUUAUAAAGUUGUUUCUAUCCA
Eleginops maclovinus (Patagonian blennie) is the source of this 1366-nucleotide messenger RNA. RefSeq names its product CCN family member 5-like. The transcript is spliced from 5 exons. Bases 33 to 1067 code for a protein of 344 amino acids. Gene Ontology annotation, biological process: signal transduction; cell adhesion. Gene Ontology annotation, molecular function: integrin binding; heparin binding. The record is from RefSeq and is a predicted model, not a curated record. Lineage: Eukaryota; Metazoa; Chordata; Actinopteri; Perciformes; Eleginopidae. Gene Ontology annotation, cellular component: extracellular region; extracellular matrix.